GAGAGGAGAGAAUCAAAACUGAAUCUCCCGACGAAGCAAUAGUAAUUUGACUCGCAAUCAAAUUCUUCCGCUUUCCAAUUCUCUGUCCUUCCUUGGAAACCAGUUCGAGAUUUCAGGCACGUAUGAAGGCAACCCGCAUCGUUAUCCUAUAUAAACACACAGACAGUCACCCUUCAUUUUCUCACAGAGGCCCAUAACGUCUCUUCGUUUUCACUUGCUUGAUUGCUUCCUUUUCUUCACUUUUGUUGUGUAGUGCCUGUACGUGUCCCUUUCACCUGUAGAAAAAUCACUUCUUUACAAAAAAGGUACUGAUCAUGGCUUGUGUCACUGACACUGUCGAUUCAGGCCGUCGACCCACUCGACCCAAAUACGUCCCACGGCAUUUCAGAGCCUACGACAAUGGCUCUGCCUCUUUUGCGUUUUCGAAUGAGUCAGCUCGAAAUGGGCCGAGUUACGGUCGUGGGCGUGGGCGUGGGCGUGGGUGGAACCACGUAAGAGAACCCUUUAACCAGAAUCAAAGCAGGGUAGACCCGUUUGGCGAUUUAUCUGAGAAAUUUUACGAGCUGGAGGUUAAUGAAGAAAGUAUCACAAAUGGGUCAUCCGACACUGCAAUCAACUUCGAUGCAUAUGAGGAUAUCCCAGUGGAGGCGAGUGGUACGGACGUUCCUUCACCGGUGAAUACAUUUGCUGAUAUAGACCUUGGAGAUGCUUUGAACCGAAAUAUAAAGCUUUGCAAGUAUGUGAAGCCCACUCCAAUCCAGCGCCAUGCGAUACCCAUAGCGGUCGCCGGGCGUGACUUGAUGGCAUGCGCUCAGACCGGGUCUGGUAAGACCGCCGCGUUCUGCUUUCCUAUCAUCAGCGGGAUUCUGAAGAACCAGGGUGUAGCGUCGGGUCGUUGGAACCGGGUUGCAUACCCGACUGCUCUCAUUUUGUCACCGACCAGAGAACUCGCCAGUCAGAUACACGACGAGGCUAAGAAGUUUGCUUAUGAAACUGGGAUUAAGAUUGCUGUUGUUUACGGAGGAGCACCCAUCGUGCAGCAGUGUCGCAAACUACAGAAAGGUGUUGACAUCUUGGUUGCUGCCCCUGGGCGCUUAAUCGAUAUGGUUGAGAGAGGAAAAAUAUCUCUUAAAAUGGUCAAAUACUUGGCUUUAGACGAGGCCGACAGAAUGUUGGAUAUGGGUUUUGAGCCUCAGAUCCGGAAAAUUGUCCAGCAAAUGGGCAUGCCUCCCCCUGGUUCAAGGCAGACAUUGCUUUUCAGUGCCACAUUUCCUGAUGAAAUUCAGAGGCUUGCAUCUGAUUUUCUAUCAAACUACAUAUUUCUGACUGUCGGAAGGGUUGGUUCAAGUACUGAUUUGAUUGCACAAAAGGUUGAAUUGGUUCAGGAUCUAGACAAAAGAACCCAUCUUAUAGAACUUCUUCAUACCGAAAGGGCAAAUGGGAUCAGUGGCAAGGCUUUAACACUUGUUUUUGUGAAGACAAAGAAGGGAGCUGAUUCUCUUGAGCAUUGGCUAUCGAAGAAUGGUCUUCCAGCAAUAGCAAUUCAUGGUGAUAAGAUUCAAAUUGAGAGGGAACGUGCUUUGAGAUCAUUCAAGAGUGGUGUGACUCCAAUUCUGGUGGCUACGGAUGUUGCUUCAAGAGGUCUAGAUAUUCCUCAUGUUGCUCAUGUGAUCAAUUUUGACUUACCCCAAGACAUAGAUGGCUAUGUCCACAGGAUUGGUCGAACUGGUCGUGCUGGUAAAUCAGGCAUGGCAACUGCAUUCUUCUCUGAGAAGAAUAUGGCACUAGCAAAGGCACUGGCAGAGCUGAUGAAGGAAUCGAAUCAAGAAGUUCCUUCUUGGCUUACUGAAUAUGCUGCCAGUCCAUACUAUGGUGGAGGCAGCAGUCAAUCCAAGCGACAUGGGGGAUAUGGUGGCAGCUCAUUUGGUGGCUAUGAUUUUCGAGCUGAGAAUCAAUACAAUUCAUACACAUACACUGAACCAGAGUCUUUUGCUGUUGAUUCCUCCAGCACUUAUGGCGGCUAUGCUACUCCUGCCAAUUAUAAUUACGCUACAGACCAUUAUGAUGCUGCUAACGUCGAAUAUGAUCCUUAUGCUUCAGGUAAAAAUGGGGAUGGUUUUGGUCACGAAUCUGUGGUUGGUACUGGCUUGGAGUAGGCAUAUUCGUCUUCAUGACUCUCUGGUUCCUAUUCUCCUAGGCAUUAGUUUAAGAUACAAAUAGUUGGCUAAAGGCGCUGGUUUUGAUUAUAUGGGGGGAGAGAUGAUUUGUUUGUAAGCCCCACAUUUUGUAGCCUGGUUAAAUGACCUUUGAAUGGAGACUCUUUUUAGUUAAAUUAAUUAUGAAAAUUGAAUUGAAGUUAUAUGGAUUUGAGGAGGAUUGGCUCUACAUGGAACCUGAUAGAAAAGUUAUAUUUAUAUGUCAUUAAUUCUGGGUUCAUAUAAAGUAUUAUUUACU
This is a messenger RNA of Tripterygium wilfordii, 2454 nucleotides long. Its product is annotated as DEAD-box ATP-dependent RNA helicase 52-like. Gene Ontology annotation, cellular component: nucleus. The coding region runs from base 315 to 2156 and encodes 613 amino acids. The transcript is spliced from 6 exons. Gene Ontology annotation, molecular function: ATP binding; RNA helicase activity; RNA binding. The record is from RefSeq and is a predicted model, not a curated record. Lineage: Eukaryota; Viridiplantae; Streptophyta; Magnoliopsida; Celastrales; Celastraceae.